UGCUCUUCCGUCGUGCGUCGUGUAUUUUUCUAAUUAAACUGCUUUAUCAUUCGAAAUAAUUCCUCGAAACGCGUCAAAACGACAAUUUAAGCGGUCAUUCGCCGGAAAACCACAAAAUUUCGUGAAAUUAAGUGAAAAAUAGGAGAAAAAAAGCUCCACAAAAGUCGCCAUCGAAGUGAAUGGGCAAAAAGUUGUAAAUAAAUGUUCGUCGUUAUCGUUUUUGUCGCUGAAUAUUCAUGACUUUGUACAAAUUUAAUUCAAAAAGGGUCAAUUAAAUGCGAAAAUCCAUUUAAAUCCACAAGUCAAGUAACUUUUCUACGCGCAUGAUGAUGAAAGACGCAGCGAGAGCUUGACCCGAGGAAGGAACUCUACCGAAGAACGAAAAAAUAGAAAUAAAAACAAGAACAAGAGUGAUAAGGUUGAAAUCAACAACAUGAUGGAUUUCUGCGAAGAAGCCAUGGACUACGGUUUGCAUUCCGACGACUUGUCCUCGUCGAAAGACGACACGACAGACAUGACGGUGUUCAUGCCCAACUACCCAAAAGAUGCCAUUCGUCAGAUGCAAAUGAUGCGUUCCAACCAGUUACUUACCGAUGUGAUAUUAGAAGUAGACCAAGAAUUGUACCAUUGUCACAAAAUCGUGUUAUCGGCAGCAUCGCCGUAUUUUCAAGCGAUGUUCACGGGCGGAUUGCGCGAAUGUGAAAUGAAUCGCGUGAAAUUGCAAGGAGUUUGUCCAGCGGCAAUGUCUCGGAUAAUUUCUUUCAUGUACAGCGGACAAGUUCGUGUCACCGAAGUGGAUGUUUGUCAACUUCUUACGGCUGCAACGAUGUUUCAAGUUGCCAACAUCAUCGAAGCGUGUUGUAAUUUCCUCGAACGACAACUGGAUUCGUCAAAUGCCAUCGGAAUUGCCGAAUUUGCCGAACAACAAGGCUGUGAUGCUUUGAAACAAAAAGCCAACCAAUAUAUCGAACGACAUUUCACGAAAGUUUGUCAAGAGGAGGAAUUUUUGCAGUUAUCUGACGAUUUGUUGGUCAAACUCAUUCGACGCGAUCGUUUAAAUGUUCAGGGCGAAAAGGACGUUUAUAACGCCGUGAUGGCAUGGGUUCGAUAUGACGACCGUCGCAUCUCCAAAUUCGAAAGUAUCUUGUCCUCCGUUCGUUGUCAGUAUCUCGCACCGAAUUUCAUCAAGCAACAAAUGCAAACGUGCGACGUUUUCAACCGCGUGCCAAGUUGUCGCGAAUAUCUCAGGAAAAUUUGUCACGAAAUCACGCAGCAUCGCAAACCGGCAGUUAAGGAACGCACUCCGAACACAACUCGCAUGAUUUUCGUGGCAGGCGGUUAUUUCAAACAUUCCUUGGAUAUUCUGGAGGCAUUUAAUGUCGACGACAAAACGUGGGUGUCGAUGCAAAGUUUGCGUGUUCCUCGUUCUGGAUUGGGCGGAGCCUUUUUGCAAGGGACUUUUUAUGCGGUAGGCGGUAGAAGUAAUACCGCAGCAAGUUCUUAUGACUCGGAUUGGGUUGACAGAUACCAUCCGAUACGCGAAACGUGGAGACCUUGUGCGCCAAUGAGUGUUCCGAGGAAUCGAGUGGGCGUGGCAGUUAUGGAUGAACUACUUUAUGCGCUCGGGGGAUCUGCUGGAUCGGAUUUUCAUGACACUGUGGAGUAUUACGAUCCGCAAGAAGACAGAUGGCAUAUUGUGAAGUCGAUGAACUAUAAAAGAGUUUCUGUGGGCGUGGCGGUUGUUAAUAGACUUUUAUAUGCGAUUGGGGGGUAUGAUGGUUCGGUGAGACUUAAUUCUGCUGAAUGUUAUCAUCCGGAAAAUGAUGAAUGGACCAUAAUUAAUCCGAUGAAGUGUGCGAGAUCGGGAGCAGGCGUAGCUGCGAUCGGGCAAUACAUCUAUGUCGUCGGCGGUUACAACGAAUCACGUCAAUUGAGUUCCGUCGAGCGAUACGACACCGAAAGCGGAACAUGGGAGUUUAUGGCUCCAUUACGUGUUGCUCGAAGUGCCUUAUCUCUCACAGCACUCGACGGCAAAUUAUGGGCAAUGGGCGGUUUUGAUGGCGCAAAUUUCCUCACGACAGUCGAAGUUUACGAUCCCGCGACGAAUGUUUGGACUGAUGGAGUUCCCUUAACUUCAGGACGUUCGGGGCAUGCAGCUGCUGUCAUUUAUACGCCGUCGAACAUCACAGGAACGGAUUUCAAUGACACUCUCAUAGAACGCGGCGGCAAUCCUUCAGCAGGAAGAGACUCAGAUAACGGCAAAUCGCACGAUUCAAGUCGAAAUCAUCACACGGGAAUCUUCAAUUCGGGCGGAUUUUUCGGAAGCGGAGGUCCCUGUGGGAGUUCGUCGAGCGCCAGAGACGAAAUCGACGCCAUGCAACACGAAAACGGAGAAAAUCUAGUCAAUCAAGUGAAACAAGAAGCAUCCCCGGCACGAAGAAAAGCUUUGCGACAAGAAAUAGUGCGACAGAGAUUCAAACAAAAUCUUUCGGCGAGACAAAACGAACAUCACUUUGAACUGCCAUACAACAUAGACAUUGAUCUGUUAGACUUUAGAAAUAGAAUUUACUACUGCAGGCGAUGCGAAGGCAAUAAUUGCCCUUCGGAACCGGCAACGACGGCGACAAUCAUUCAAAAGGGCGGCGGCGGAAAACACACGUGCCCCGGAGCAAUUCUAAAAAGGGCGGUUUUGAAAUUUUUAACUAAUUUUACGUCAUCCGAUCACAAACGAAGUAGUAGUUGUAACAAUAAUCGACCAUGCAAAAGACUGUAAAAAUUAUUUGGUCAGGAACAAACUUUUUUUUAACUUGCUAUAGUACCAAUGAUAGCGUUAGAUAAAUAAUUAAAAUUAAUAUUUUUAGUUCAGAAGACAGAAAUUUCUUAGCAUAAUCAUUCCCGUUGUAUUAUAUAAAGUUAAUUUUUAAGCAAAGAGCUAAUUAUUUAUUUUCCUGUUAAAUAUUUGUAAAUAAAAAGGACCAUAGCAACCGUGAAA
Culicoides brevitarsis is the source of this 2992-nucleotide messenger RNA. It is a transcript of the gene Keap1, whose product is annotated as kelch-like ECH-associated protein 1B. The record is from RefSeq and is a predicted model, not a curated record. Gene Ontology annotation, molecular function: protein binding. Bases 434 to 2773 code for a protein of 779 amino acids. NCBI's taxonomy places the organism in Eukaryota, Metazoa, Arthropoda, Insecta, Diptera, Ceratopogonidae. The transcript is spliced from 4 exons.